This is a messenger RNA of Melitaea cinxia (Glanville fritillary), 804 nucleotides long. RefSeq names its product pro-resilin-like. Bases 1 to 804 code for a protein of 267 amino acids. NCBI's taxonomy places the organism in Eukaryota, Metazoa, Arthropoda, Insecta, Lepidoptera, Nymphalidae. Gene Ontology annotation, cellular component: extracellular matrix. The record is from RefSeq and is a predicted model, not a curated record. The transcript is spliced from 6 exons.
AUGAAGUUCUUCAUAGCGUGUGUGGCGCUAAUAGCUUCAUCGCUAGCAGAGCCUCCAGUAAACAGAAAGCCUUCUUCUACAUACGGCACUCCAUCUAACGCUCGUCCUAAUUCUCAAUACUUACCUCCCUCCAAUCAAUACGGUCUUCCCCGUACGUCUACCCAAUAUCAAGCACCAAGAAAUCAAUAUUUACCACCUACUAGUCAAUAUCAAGCCCCAACCAACGAAUAUCAAGUCCCAGCCAGUCAAUACAGAGCCCCGACCAGCCAAUAUCAAGCGCAGACCAGCCAAUAUCAAACUCCAUCAAGUCAAUAUGGUUUACCCAACCAAGGUCUCAGCCAAGCAGUAACAGGAAUUCAAUACAAUGCACCUUCUCAAGAAUAUGGUACUCCUAGUGUCAGCAGAGCAGGAUCCGACUACCAGCAAAGCAGACAAUAUCUUCCUCCUGGUGGCGCAUACGAUGAUGGCAGCAACGGGGAGCCAGCGAACUACAACUUUGAAUACAUGGUAAGAGACGCGUAUUCGGGCAACGAUUUUGGUCACCGGGAGUCCAGGCAAGGGGACAGAGCUGAGGGAUUGUACUAUGUACUGCUCCCUGAUGGUAGAAAACAGACUGUUGAAUACGAAGCUGAUCAAGAUGGUUACAAACCAAGGAUAUCGUACGAGGACACUGGUGUACGUUCUGGUUAUAGCGACAACCAAUCUGGUUAUAGUGGCAACCAGUCUGGCUACAGUGGCAGCCAGUCUGGCUACAGUGGAAGCCAAUCUGGCUACGAAAACCAAUAUCCAAGCGGACCUUACUAA